Molecule: messenger RNA, 1089 nt
Organism: Trichoderma gamsii
Lineage: Eukaryota; Fungi; Ascomycota; Sordariomycetes; Hypocreales; Hypocreaceae
Product: aldo-keto reductase
Exons: 2
Coding region: 1-1089 (362 amino acids)
Source: RefSeq, a predicted model, not a curated record
AUGGCUCCCUCACUACCCCCAGCGCUCCAGAAGAGUCUUGAUGAAAGUCGAGUCGAAUAUGUGAGGCUCGGCACAUCAGGUCUCCAAGUUUCUGUGCCAAUCCUUGGAGCCAUGUCCUUUGGCUCAUCUCAGUGGAUGCCGUGGGUGCUCGAUGAAGAUGCCUCGAUUGAGAUGCUCAAGGCUGCCUAUGAUCGAGGUUUAAACACUUGGGACACUGCAGACAUGUACUCGAAUGGGAUCAGCGAGGAAACUAUCGGAAAGGCACUGAAGAAGCAUAGUAUUCCGCGCGAAAAGGUUGUCAUCAUGACCAAAUGCUUCAUUGCCGUACCUGAUCAACCAGACAUUUUUGCCGCUCCGUGGCAGCGAGAGAUGUUGCAGAUGAAGGAUUAUGUCAACCGAGCAGGCAUGUUAUCGCUCAUUAUAUGUCUCUCUCGAGCCGCUAUAUUCAAGGCCGUCGAUGCAUCUCUUCAGCGCCUGGGAACCGAUUACAUCGACCUCUUCAUGGUGCAUCGAUUCGACCCGUCCACUCCGAUUGAGGAGACAAUGCGAGCUUUAAACGAUCUAGUUGCAUCUGGCAAAAUACGAUAUAUUGGGGCUUCCUCGAUGUGGGCAACGCAAUUUGCGCGCAUGCAAUCCGUGGCCGAGAAGAACGGCUGGACCAAAUUUAUCAGCAUGCAAAACUACUACAACUUGUGUUAUCGCGAGGAAGAGCGGGAAAUGAUUCGGUACUGUAAUGAAACUGGUGUAGGAAUUAUGCCAUGGUCGCCCAACUUUGGCGGUAAAUUGGCGAAACCACUCGGAGACGCAACGUCCAUGAGAGCACAGAUGCCUUCGCCAACCGGCAGCCUUACCAAGGCAGACGAAGAAAUCAUCCGCCGGGUAGAGAAAUUGGCCACUCAAAAAGAUUGGACGAUGAGCCACGUCGCUCUCUCUUGGCUUCGCAGCAAGGGUGCGGUACCCAUUGUUGGCUUAAACUCGUUGCUUCGACUUGAGGAAGCUUGUGACCUGCGCGGCAAGGAGUUGACAGCCGACGAGAUCAAGAUCUUGGAAGAGCCGUACGUUCCAAAGAAUGUUGUUGGCCAUGUCUAA